Molecule: messenger RNA, 486 nt
Organism: Stylonychia lemnae
Lineage: Eukaryota; Ciliophora; Spirotrichea; Sporadotrichida; Oxytrichidae
Source: the annotation of a GenBank genome assembly
AUGACAAAAUUGAGUGUGAAAAAUGCAAGAAAUUCAUCUGUUUUGAUUGUUAGUCAAAAUGGCAUGAAAAUUAAUCUUGUGAGUAGUUUAAGUAGAGUAACUAAUUAGAAUGGGCAUUCAAAGAAGGAAUUUAAAAAUGUCCCAAAUAAGCAGAUUAAAUUCUAUUUGAUUUUGAUAUUUAUGCCAUUCAUAUUGUUUUUUUCUCCAAUCAUAUGCUUUACUCUGGGAGGAUUCAUGGUGCCUGUAAUAUGUUUCAAACAAUGCGUAGAAUGCUCUAAAAAUGGGCCCUCAUUUUUAAUUGUAUUCUUAUUGUUAUCUUGGCUACCAUUCUUUAUUGUUAGUUUGACUGUUGGACUGGUUAUUGGAUUGAUUUUAGCCCCUAUAAUAUUGGGUAUAGGUUUAAUUCCUGCUGAAAUUUUCCAUAUUUUUGUAUAUUAAAAGACUACACACUGGUUGAAAUAAGGGAGUUAUACAAAUAAAGAUUGA